AUGGGUGAUAGCGAUGAGGUGGCUAACUCGAAAAGUGUCGGUUUGAAUCCAGGAUGGGAUCCAGCCACAAAAAGUGAAUCAAACCAGCAAAACGGACUCGACAGAUACAGCUGUACAUUCCCGGCUCUGAUAGAUGACUGGAGAAAAAAGUUUUCAGAAGCUACAAACGGCCAAACAUCCAAUAUGUUUCCCUUUGGAUUUGUCCAGUUAGCACCGUUCCGAAACUGGAAUGCCAAUUCUGGAUGGGCCAUUGUGAGGUGGCACCAGACCGCUGACUAUGGCUAUGUCCCUAACGACAGGAUGAAAAACACCUUCAUGGCGGUGGCCAUGGACCUGCCUGAUUACAAUUCACCACAUGGAAGCAUCCAUCCCAGAAAUAAGCACGACAUCGCACAGAGACUGUACAUCGAGGCCAUGAUUGUGGCUUACAAGAGGACGGACAUGCUAAACCAACGAGGACCAUUCCCUACUGGGUUCACAGAAGUGGUGAAUCAGAAGACUGUACAGAUUUCAUAUGCUAACACAAAGACAUCCAUCGAGAAGAGAAAUAAUAAUGGCUUUGAGGUGUGUUGUGUCCCGAGGAGGGAUAUCACAGAUACCCGCAAGUUCUGUCCAAUGACCUACCCUUCUAACCUGUGGAAGGCUGUUCCAAUCACGGCUUCAGACUCAACGUCUGUAACAAUCAACUACCACAAUGCUUGCACCUCAAGCAACCCCUACCUUGGCGGUAUCCGUUAUGAGUGGCGGGAAUCCCCCUGUGAUAUGAAGAAGUGUGCUGUGUACAACAAACUGAGCGGAAGUCCUGCUCCACCCUUCAUACACUUUGUCACCCUUUAG
Molecule: messenger RNA, 837 nt
Organism: Haliotis rubra (blacklip abalone)
Lineage: Eukaryota; Metazoa; Mollusca; Gastropoda; Lepetellida; Haliotidae
Product: sialate O-acetylesterase-like
Exons: 5
Coding region: 1-837 (278 amino acids)
Biological process (GO): carbohydrate metabolic process
Molecular function (GO): sialate O-acetylesterase activity
Source: RefSeq, a predicted model, not a curated record